AUGACGGCUGGUGACGGGCCUGAGCGUAUUGAUUCGACCACUAUGGCAAAACCAACAGAUGAGAUCGAGCCUGCCAAUUCGACAAUAAUGGAGCCUGAUGAAGUGGAUGACGAAAUCCUUACCGUGAAUCCGUUCAAGGGAGAGAGCGACGGAGAAGGGUAUAAGGGAGGGUCGACGGGUUAUGAAAGAAAUCUUGAUAUCCGAGCGAUGUACAUCCUGUGGAGCGAGAAUACUCCACAUGGGCAGAUGCGACGACUGCAGUAUAUGUACGCCGUGUGGGCAGCAGAUGUCUCGGGAUGGAAAAUGCCAAGUAGUCCGAUUCCUGACUCCGCUCUCGAAUCCAGAGCUAUGGACGUGCCAGGCCAUCGACAUGAUCAAAUCAAUCCGAACGAUGAGUUAGGGAAGCACCAGUCUCGACCAGAUGCGAUCAACUCAAAGCCCGAGGGAGAAAAAGCUGAAGUUGACAAAUUGGAGUGUGCCGCCAGCUCUUUGUUGACUAUGCCAGCUACCGAAGAGCCAGAGAACGAGCACGCAGUUGCCAUGUGGUGUUACGACAGAACAAGAAGGCUGGCCAACUACAGGACAGGAAGGAGGGAGGUCGCAUGA
Molecule: messenger RNA, 606 nt
Organism: Pseudogymnoascus destructans
Lineage: Eukaryota; Fungi; Ascomycota; Leotiomycetes; Thelebolales; Thelebolaceae
Exons: 3
Coding region: 1-606 (201 amino acids)
Source: RefSeq, a predicted model, not a curated record